ACCGCCCCUGAAGAGGGAGGGGAAGGCAGCGCUGCCAGGCGGGGCUGGCAGCAAGAUGGCGCCGGCGGUGCGGGGUCUGAAAAGCUUCGUGUGGCAGAAGCUGAAAUCAGCAGUGUUUGAUGACUUUAGCAAAGAGGAAGAAUGGAAGAUAAUGCUUUUAGAUGAUUACACUACUAAAUUACUGUCACUGUGCUGCAAAAUGACUGAUCUACUGGCAGAGGGUAUCACAGUGGUGGAGAAUGUAUAUAAAGACCGUGAGCCUGUCCCACACAUGAAGGCAAUAUAUUUAAUAACUCCCACCAAAAAGUCUGUAGAUGGACUGAUUGAUGACUUCAUCACUAAAUCAUCCAGCAGAUACAAAGCAGCAUACGUGUAUUUCACUGACUUUUGUCCUGACAGCCUCUUCAAUAAAAUUAAGGCUUCAUGUGCAAAAUCCAUAAAAAAAUGCAAGGAGAUCAACAUUUCUUUCUUCCCUUAUGAAUCUCAGGUAUUUACUCUCAACAUCCCAGAUGCAUUCUACCGCUGCUACAGUCCCACUCUGGAAAAGACAAAGGAUAAAGAUGCUGUACUGCAAGUCAUGGCUGAACAAAUUGUUACCUUAUGUGCCACGCUAGAUGAGAAUCCAGGAGUACGAUAUAAAAGUGGACCAUCUGAUAGAGCCAGCAAACUUGCACAACUUGUUGAAAAAACUCUUGAAGACUACUACAAAACAGAUGAGAAAAGCCAAAUAAAGGCUAAAACCCAUUCCCAACUAAUAAUAAUUGAUCGUGGCUUUGACCCAGUAUCAACUGUGCUCCACGAGCUCACCUUCCAGGCAAUGGCAUAUGAUCUGCUACCCAUUGAAAAUGAUACUUACAAAUACAAAACAGAAGGCUCUGGUGGGAAGGAAAAGGAGGCAAUUUUGGAGGAAGAUGAUGACCUGUGGGUGAAGAUGCGGCACAAGCAUAUCGCAGAUGUGAUAGAGGAAAUACCCAAACUUUUGAAAGAUGCUUCAUCAAAAACAAAAGCAGCAGAAGGAAAAUUAUCCAUAUCUGCUCUGUCCCAGUUGAUGAAGAAGAUGCCACUCUAUCGUAAGGAGAUUAGUAAGCAAGUUGUUCAUCUUAACAUUGCAGAAGAUUGCAUGAGCAAGUUCAAAUCUAACAUAGAAAGGCUCUGUAAAACCGAACAGGAUUUGGCUCUUGGAACUGAUGCUGAAGGUCAAAAAGUAAAAGACUCUAUGAGGGUCCUCCUUCCAGUUCUGCUCAACAAAAGUCAUGAUAGCUAUGACAAAAUCAGAGCUAUUCUCCUGUAUAUCUUCAGCACAAAUGGAACUACCCAGGAGAACUUGGACAAGCUGAUCCAGAAUGUACAAAUAGAAAGUGAUAGUGAUAUGAUAAGAAAUUGGAAAUACCUUGAUGUUCCUGUUAUCUCUUCAUUUGUUGCUCAGCAACAUAAAUACACAAGAAGGGACCGUUCUAAAGAAGAAACCUUUCAGCUUUCUAGGUGGACUCCUGUUAUCAAAGAUGUUAUGGAGGAUGCUAUAGAAAACAAAUUAGAUUCAAAAGACUGGCCUUAUUGUUCCCGGUGUCCUCCCACCUGGAAUGGUUCAGGAGCAGUAAGUGCACGCCAGAAGCCUAGAGCGAGUUACAGAGAGGAGCGAAGGAGCGGUGCAAGGCUGAUUGUGUUUGUGAUUGGAGGAGUCACGUACUCGGAGAUGCGCAGCGCUUAUGAAGUUUCUGAGGCCUACAAGUCCUGUGAAGUUGUUAUUGUUUCCUAACAAACUUUUGCAUCUGCCUCUGCUUUAUCUCCAGUGGCACUUGCUACUCUAAUUGCUUUUGGAAGUAGGAAAGCUGACAGACUAGUGCAAAACCGCUCACUUUGGAAGGAAGAUAAGUAUUAAAAAACCGCAACAAUCCUAAUCAAAAUCCUACCCAAAAAACUAAACAAAUAAACCCCAAACCACUUUUUCAGUGUAGUUUGGUUGACUUUGCAACCUUUUCUAGUUUCUGUUGUGGCUACUUGAGAGGCAUAAACCGCACAAUGAUUAACUACUUGGGUCCUGAAAACUCCCCUGCUUAAGAUUUGGCAAUUGGCAGCUGGUGUAGUAAUCUUUCAGCACUUUGGACUUAGCAAAUGCUUGUUCCAUCAGCUGCUGUGCUUCAAAUGAAUUUUAAAUAGCAUUACAGGAAAUAACUAGGUGGUAAAGCAUAUAUAUAUAUAUAAAUAUACAAGGAACAGAGCUCCUGCAUACAGAACCUUACCACAGACCUGUGUUCAUCUGCAUGGCCAGAUGAUAGCUGGGUUAUCUAAAGCAUUCUAAAUUGCUUGAGAAGUCUAUAUUUGGCAUUUUAAUUUAGUCUUGAGAUUCAGAUUGAAUCUGUCUACCAUCUGUGAUGAUUUAAAAUAAAUACUCUUCCCUAAAACAAUUCUAACCUUGAUUCUGAGAUCUAGAGUCUGUUAGCUCAAAAUAUUCAUUUACAAUACAUUUACAAUUCAUAUACAAAAUAUUGUAGGUGUGUUUAUGUGUGGUUGGUUUUGUUUUGGUUUAUUUUUUUAUUUGCUGGUUUCAUUGGUGGUGGUUGAGGUAGGUUUAAUGCUGGUUCUAGUUCGGAGUGGUAAUAGAAAGAGCAGGACAACAGGAAUGUAGUUUAACCGGAGUAUUUCUUCAUCUGAAAGUUGUUUACAAUACCAUGUUUAGUGUAGAUGUAGCUGUUGUUUACUGGUGUAUCUGGCACUCAGCACAGCACCAUCUUCCCUUUUGUUUACAGAUGAUUCUUGUAAUUUUUGUUUGUAAUCCUGAUUUCUGAGGGAAGGUGAUAGUUGCAAAAUUUCCACACGGAUUACCGAAAGAUUGACAUUUGGCUGUGUUCCUGAUUCAGAACUCCAAGAAUAGUAGCCCAUUCAGAGUGACACUACUUGUUGCCUUCAGAACUGCAGGGUGACCCUUCAUGGCAGAAGUUAUAAUCACUCUGUGAGAAAAAGAGAGGUAGUUGUGCAUUGAAGAAUAAUAAGGAUUUUCUUUGCUGCUCAAGACUUGAAUUUUGUUUUUUCAGGGAAAUGCUAGUCAGUAAAAGCCAAUUUUCUGUAACGUAUUUCUGUGGGACACUACUGUUUGUGGUAAUCUUGAAUCCAGAGAGUUUCUUGAUUCUAGGGUAAAGCCUCUCAUUAACUCACUCUUUCACAGAAUGGGAGGUUUCUUGCAGGCUGGGACAAUUGUCCAGAUUCAGUCCUGUCUUUCAAACAGGGCAGAGCAGGACUUGAAAUUUGUGUUCAAAGUGAGAGUCCUGAUCUGGAUGUCUGAGUGUGGGAAGAGGGACAUUGCCUACCUAAUGGUGACACUUACAUGAUGGUGCUUUAUAUGAAAACACUGUGAAGUGCUGUGCUUCUCCAUUGUCUGGGUGCAGUAAAAAACACUGGCAUGUAACUGAUGUUUUAAAGAGGAAGUGUCUGAAAGUCAGAAUUUGGCUGAUACAGUUCAUAUUUAUGUUCUUU
Molecule: messenger RNA, 3471 nt
Organism: Cyanistes caeruleus (blue tit)
Lineage: Eukaryota; Metazoa; Chordata; Aves; Passeriformes; Paridae
Source: RefSeq, a predicted model, not a curated record